Zingiber officinale is the source of this 1700-nucleotide messenger RNA. Its product is annotated as 3-ketoacyl-CoA thiolase 2, peroxisomal-like. Gene Ontology annotation, cellular component: peroxisome. NCBI's taxonomy places the organism in Eukaryota, Viridiplantae, Streptophyta, Magnoliopsida, Zingiberales, Zingiberaceae. Gene Ontology annotation, molecular function: acetyl-CoA C-acyltransferase activity. The transcript is spliced from 14 exons. Gene Ontology annotation, biological process: fatty acid beta-oxidation; phenylacetate catabolic process. The record is from RefSeq and is a predicted model, not a curated record. Bases 82 to 1461 code for a protein of 459 amino acids.
UUCUUCUUGGUUCGUAUUUAUCUUUUUGGGGAGACUGCAAGAGGAGAUCGAGGAAGGCGAUCUGAAUCGGAUUGAGAAGCGAUGGAGAAGGCGAUCAAUCGGCAGCGAGUCCUGCUUCAGCACCUGCAGCCAUCAACUGCUGCUUCUGCGCCUUUGAUCUCGGCAUCUGCAUGUGCUGCUGGCGAUAGCGCUGCUUACCAGAGGACCUCUUGCUUUGGGGACGACGUUGUUAUUGUUGCUGCUUACCGAACUGCAAUUUGUAAGUCCAAGCGAGGGGGUUUCAAGGAUACAUACCCUGAGGAGCUUCUUUCUGCUGUUCUGAAGGCUUUGUUGGAUAAGACUAAGCUCAAUCCAAAUGAAGUGGGGGACAUUGUGGUUGGCAGUGUUCUGGCACCAGGCUCCCAAAGAGCCACUGAAUGCAGGAUGGCUGCAUUCUAUGCUGGUUUUCCUGAAACUGUCCCAGUUAGAACUGUGAACAGGCAGUGCUCGUCAGGGCUUCAGGCAGUUGCUGACGUUGCUGCUGCUAUCAAAGCUGGAUUCUAUGAUAUAGGGAUAGGUGCUGGCUUAGAAUCCAUGACUGCAAAUGCAAUGGCUUGGGAUGGUUCAGUAAAUCCAAAAUUGAAUGAGUUUAAACAAGCCCAAGAUUGUCUGCUUCCCAUGGGAAUUACUUCAGAGAAUGUAGCACAACGCUAUGGGGUGACAAGGAUAGAACAAGAUCAGGCUGCUGUUGAGUCUCAUAAGAAAGCUGCUGCUGCUACUGCUGCUGGUAAAUUUAGGGAGGAAAUUGUUCCAGUGACGACAAAGAUUGUAGACCCAAAAACUGGUGAGGAAAAGCAAGUGACCAUUUCUGUUGAUGAUGGUAUUCGGCCAGAGACAUCUCUCUCUACUUUGGCAAAGCUAAAACCAGUAUUUAAAAAGGAUGGAAGUACAACUGCUGGCAACUCAAGCCAAGUAAGUGAUGGUGCUGGAGCUGUCCUCUUGAUGAGGAGGGAUGUAGCAAUGCAGAGGGGACUUCCAAUUAUUGGUGUUUUCAGGAGUUUUGUUGCAGUUGGAGUAGACCCUGCUGUGAUGGGUAUUGGUCCAGCAGUUGCAAUUCCAGCAGCAGUAAAAUCUGCUGGUCUUCAGAUUGAGGACAUCGACUUGUUUGAAAUAAAUGAGGCUUUUGCAUCUCAAUACACAUAUUGCUGCAAGAAACUGGAGCUGGAUCCAACAAAAGUGAAUGUUAAUGGAGGUGCUCUUGCUCUCGGUCACCCCUUGGGCGCAACAGGUGCCCGCUGUGUGAGCACACUUCUAAAUGAAAUGAAGCGCAGAGGCAAAGAUUGCCGGUUCGGGAUCGUCUCAAUGUGCAUAGGUAGUGGAAUGGGUGCUGCUGCUGUCUUCGAACGCGGUGAUGCUGUGGAUGAACUUACCAAUGCCAAGAGGAUCCAGUCCCACAACUUACUAUCCAAGGAUGCCAAGUAGAACAAUUCGCCAAAGAAGCGCUGGUAUCUGCGAUUGUUUCUAAUAAUAAGAUUGUCAUGUGUUGUAUUCGAGCAGAUAGUAAAAGACACAAAUAUUGAUCACAUGGAACAAACAUUACGGCUUUGCGAAAUUUGUACAUUACUGCAGUGCAAGUUUGGCAAGCUAGUUAGUUGUAUCGGUUUGUGGGGUUAGAUCUUGGAAUUUUCGGUUCUCUUAAAUUGUUUUAUAUUAUACAUCAA